AUUGUAUGGUUGCGGUCAACACGCGUUUUCACAAUCAACUUAUUUUCAACUUUUCAUUCAAUCACUACUUUUUUUUCGGUCAAUGUUUUGGUUUCGGAUUUGAGUUUUGUUUUCAUGUUUUAGUCAUUGAUUUGGGCGUCAAUUAAGCGGACAAAUCGUUUUGGCCAUUGAAUCGGCGACAAUAUGUCGGCACAAAUGCACAGACAAGCGCUUCAGCAGAUCCUGCAGACGGGCGGCACUCCCAAAGAGCAGACCGACCGUUAUCGUUCAUAUCUGGAGAAUGUGUUGAAGACAACCAACGAAGAGCUCGAAGACGGACUCAAGGCUUUCAUUGAGACGAUUGUCAACGAAAACGUAUCGCUUGUCAUCUCUCGCCAACUGUUGACAGAAGUGUCGCAACACUUGGCAUCGCUUCCGCCGGUCAUAUCGAAGAAUAUAUCGCACUUUACGCUCGAGAAAGUGCACCCGAGGGUCGUCUCCUUCGAGGAACAGGUGUCAGCCAUUCGACAACAUUUGGCGCUCAUCUACGAGUCGGAGAACAACUGGAAGGACGCGGCGCUGGUUUUGGUGGGCAUUCCUCUGGAAACGGGACAAAAACAGUAUUCAGUGGACUAUAAGUUGGAGACAUAUCUGAAGAUCGCGCGGCUAUACCUGGAGGACGACGACCCGAUACAGGCCGAGGCCUUCAUCAACCGGGCGUCGCUAUUACAGGCCGAGACCACUAACGAACAGUUACAGGUCAUGCAUAAAGUGUGUUACGCCCGAGUCCUCGACUACAGGCGUAAGUUCAUUGAAGCCGCGCAGAGGUAUAACGAGCUCUCCUAUCGGACUAUCAUUCACGAAGACGAGCGCAUGACUGCCCUCAAGAACGCCCUCAUCUGCACUAUACUGGCCUCAGCGGGUCAACAACGGUCCCGAAUGUUGGCCACACUGUUUAAGGACGAGAGGUGUCAACAGUUGUCGACGUAUAACAUACUGGAGAAGAUGUAUUUGGACAGAAUCAUCAAGAGGUCAGAGUUGAACGACUUCUCGGCACUCCUGCAGCCGCACCAAAAGGCACAGACGUCUGUCGGCUCCUCAAUACUGGACAGAGCUGUCAUUGAGCACAACCUUCUGUCCGCCUCUAAACUCUAUAAUAACAUAACUUUUGUCGAAUUGGGAGCUCUUCUAGAGAUCGAGUCGAUCAAAGCCGAGAAGAUUGCCUCACAGAUGAUAACUGAGGGCCGUAUGAAUGGUUUCAUCGAUCAGAUCGCCGGAAUCGUUCACUUCGAGACCCGCAAUGUUUUGCCCAAUUUUGAUAAGCAAAUUGAGAGCUUGUGUUUUCAAGUGAACAAUAUUAUCGAAAAAGUGGGACAAACUGUUCCCGAAUGGAUGCAAAAAACUAUCGAUCAACAGUCCAUUCAAUAGAUAGUUAAGCAAUUUCUUGAACACUUGAUCUUUAAAUUCAUUUCAUAUUUAAUG
Molecule: messenger RNA, 1461 nt
Organism: Medioppia subpectinata
Lineage: Eukaryota; Metazoa; Arthropoda; Arachnida; Sarcoptiformes; Oppiidae
Source: the annotation of a GenBank genome assembly